Messenger RNA from Alternaria incomplexa, 1626 nucleotides. RefSeq lists its product as uncharacterized. The record is from RefSeq and is a predicted model, not a curated record. The transcript is spliced from 4 exons. Bases 1 to 1626 code for a protein of 541 amino acids. Gene Ontology annotation, molecular function: heme binding; oxidoreductase activity, acting on paired donors, with incorporation or reduction of molecular oxygen; iron ion binding. Lineage: Eukaryota; Fungi; Ascomycota; Dothideomycetes; Pleosporales; Pleosporaceae.
AUGUCUCUCGCACUCUACGCUGUACUCACUGCCCUGGUAGCAGUAGCUGCCUACAGCCUCCGCGGCGUCGGUCGCAGGCCCGCCAACUACCCCCCAGGCCCACCAACACUCCCCAUCAUAGGAAAUCUGCAUCUAAUGCCGAAAGAGAAGCCGCAUCUACAAUUCCAAAAGUGGGCCGAAGAAUACGGGCCAAUGUAUUCGCUCAUUUUGGGUACCAAGGUCACGGUCGUGUUGUCGUCGGACCAGGCUGUAAAGGAUCUGCUUGAUAAACGGAGCGGGAUUUAUUCGUCGCGCCCAGAUAUGUACCUUGGCCAGAUUGUGAGCAAUGGGUGUCGUAUGCUGCUCAUGCCGUAUGGUGAUACAUGGCGCAUGAUUCGGAAAAUUGUUCAUAUCAACCUCAAUGUCAAGGCGGCGCGCACAUAUGUGCCAUACCAAGAAUUAGAGAACAAGGCCAUGCUUUUCGGCUUCUUGGAGAGCCCAGAUCUCUUCAUCGACCACAUUCGUCGUUACACCAACUCUUUGACCACGCAGAUGAUCUUCGGGUUCCGCACUACAAGCAUCGACGACCCCAAGUUGAAACAACUCUACUCGGGCUUCGAGAAGUUCUCCGAACUCAUGGGUGAGACUACAGCCAAACUAGUCGACCUCUUCCCAAUACUGCGCUCAUUACCCGACUUCGCGCUUCCCCUACGAAAAUACGCAAAGGAAUUGCACGAAAAAGAGAGUGAGCUAUACGUCGGCCAUUGGCUAAACGUAAAGAAAGCAAUCAAAAACGGGACUGCCAAACCCUGCUUCUGCGUCGACCUAGUACGCGCGCAGGACGAGGAGAACUUCUCAGAUGAGCUCGCAGGAUACGUGAGCGGUUCGUUGCUAGAGGCAGGAUCAGACACCACAUCCGCCACUCUCAUCGGCUUCAUCCAAGCAAUGAUCCUCUUCCCCACCGUCUCCGCCACCGCCCGCUCAGAACUCGACCUCAUCUGCGGCGCCCGCCUCCCCACCCUCUCCGACUUACCAAACCUCCCCUACAUCCGCAGCUGCGUCAAAGAAAGCAUGCGCUGGAUGCCCACCGCCAUCCUCGGAGUCCCGCACGCCGUAAUCCGAGACGACGAGUACAUGGGGUUCAAAAUCCCCAAAGGCGCGGGUGUGCUGUGGAAUGUUUGGGCCAUCCAUAACGAUCCGGCUCGUCAUCCUGAUCCACGAAGAUUUGAUCCGCAGAGAUAUUAUGAGGAUGGGCAGACGGCGGCGGAAGCGGCGAAUAACGCUGAUGCGUCGAAGCGGGAUCAUUUUCUUUUUGGCGCGGGGAGAAGGUUGUGUCAGGGUAUGCAUAUUGCGGAGCGGUCGCUGUUUCUGGCUAUUGCGCGGUUACUGUGGGCGUUUGAGUUCCAUCCCGCGAGUGAUGGGGAGGGCGGUGUGCUUAUGCCUGAUAUGGAUGAUUUGACGGAGGGCAUGUUGGUGCAGCCGCGUCCUUUCAAAGCGAGGAUUGUGCCGAGGGAUGAGGGGAGGGAGAGUGUUAUUAGGGAGGAGUGGGCGAAGAUGGGGGGUUUGCUGGAUGGGGAGGGGCAGUGGAGGGUUUUGCCUGAGGGGCUGAUUUGGAAGGAGUAUGAUAGUGCUGCGAAGACGGCAUGA